CACAUGAUUCAUAUUUGGAUAUUACUACUUAUUGGAUUAACAAAGAAUUUAAAAUUUGUAACAUGGUUUUAAAUGUUGGAGAAAUGCCAUAUCCACAUACUAGUGUUGAAAUUGCUUGUCAUGUUUCAAAA
Messenger RNA from Diversispora eburnea, 131 nucleotides. The record is from the annotation of a GenBank genome assembly. Lineage: Eukaryota; Fungi; Glomeromycota; Glomeromycetes; Diversisporales; Diversisporaceae.